UUCUCUAGUUUAUCAGUGACUUAGAAAUACAUGAGUCUCCUGUGGAGUAUUAAGAAGGGCUUAACCUAUGCAUUGUAAAGACUUGUGCUAAUGAGGUUUGAAGCAAAGAAAAUCAGGUUACUUAUCUGUGCUGCUACUUUGCCACUGACCCUGACAAUUUAAUGGUGAUUUAUUAUUUCUGGCAUGCCUUCCAGGCCUGUUAGCAGAACACUCUAAGCAGAACUGCCCUGAAGUUUUUAGGAGUCCCUAGAGAACAGCACUGAGAGCCAUUACCCCACAUCCAUAUCAUGUAUCAGUCACAGACAGCAUGGAGAAACACUCCUGUAUCACUGUCUAACCUGCGCCUUUCUUUCAUUGCGAUUAUUUCCAUAGUACGGCAUUCAAAUCUGUGUUCUUUACCUUUCGCCAUGACACAUGGGCCAACCUCACACAUGUCCUACAGCAUUCUGGGCUUGACUUGGCAAGUUUCUGCUGAGCAUGCUAGUUCCGCGUUUGCUUUGUAAUCAAGCAUGUGUGGGUAGCCGAGUUCUUUUCAGGAGAGCUCUGCAUGUGCUUAAAGUACCUUAAAGAUGGAUGCUCCCAAAGAAGUUCAGCCUACAGGAGAGUUCACAUGUCAGCUAUGUAACUUAACAGCUCCAUACACAUACUAUGGGCAGAAGCCACCACACACACGCUUUAUUGUGCUUUUGGAAGAAAGCUACGUCAUGAAGGAUCCUUUCACCCCUGACAAGGACAAAUUCCUCAUCCUUGGGUCUCAUUGCAGUUUGUGUGGCAGAUCAGUGUGUGUUGGUACAGAAUGUAGUCUGUUCUACUCGAAGAGGUUCUGCCUCCCUUGUGUGAAUGAAAAUCUAAAAGCAUUUCCUUUGGAAAUACAAGAAGAUAUGGAUAAAAGGAAGCCCCAGGAAAAAUCCUCCUGCAAAAAAACGGAUACAAGAACGUAAAUACUGAACGACCAAGAGAGACAGUUCUUUGGCCAGUUCUCCUUUCUCCCUUUGGAGACUAUCAUGUUACUCCUUUUAAAGAAGUGACCUUCAUCAUCUCACUACUACAGAACACAGUUACACAUUUCCUUACAAUUGGCUUGGCUUCAAACAUUGUCAUGCAGCGAUUGCAGUGCCAGCAGUAUGGCCUGGAGGUGUUGAAGAGCCAGAAAGAAAGGCAGACAAGCCUGUUGUCAUCAUGCAAAGCGCAUGUAGUAAAAAACUGAACAGUGCAUAGGAUAGGAACCAUGUCCCAGUUUUCGUAUUUGUUAGUUUAAUGUUUUGUAUUGUUCUUGACACUCUUACAGUGUUAUGAAAAUCUGGGACAGAUUUAUCUGGCUUAAUUCAGUACACAUCCAAGAAUGUCAGUGUACACCAAUUGUUAACAUGACAGAGCUGUCCUGAUAAGAUUACAAUAAGCAUGGAAUUCAAAGCUUUAUUUUUAAGUCUAAAAUAAAAUAGUUACAAGAAAAUGUCACAGAUACCAAUAGCAAUAUGUAGACUCUUCAAGAUUAGAACAUCAAUACUAUCACAGCAUUAGAUUUCUGAAAGUAGGUGCUCUUGUAAUAGAAUACCAGUAUAAUAAUAAAAGAAAAGAAAGAUACAAGUUGCUUGCAGCUGCAGUAAUUUUCCCCUCAAUCUUCUAAGCCCACAUAAAUACAGCAACAGGAGAGGAUCCGUAAUAUACCUGGUUUAUACUUUACAAGUGAAGAUGACUUCCUUUUCA
Molecule: messenger RNA, 1707 nt
Organism: Pezoporus occidentalis (night parrot)
Lineage: Eukaryota; Metazoa; Chordata; Aves; Psittaciformes; Psittacidae
Gene: CDPF1
Product: cysteine rich DPF motif domain containing 1
Exons: 4
Coding region: 570-941 (123 amino acids)
Source: RefSeq, a predicted model, not a curated record